AGCGCCUAUUCGACACCGCUUGCUCAACUUUAUACCUACCCAUAUUGCGGCGCUGGACAUGGACGGAGAUACUCGAGUGAGAUCUGUUGGACCUGCUUUGGACGGUGCAAAGGACGAGGAAGCCAUCGUCGAGAUCUGGCGCGCUGCUGUCGAGCGAUAUGAGCGCGAUACCGGGAUGAAGCUUGCGCUACUUCUUGCCGACUCUGUCGAUGUCGUAUCCGCGAGCUCGAUCGAAAGCUUCAUUGACGAGCGCGCCGAGUCUUUCGCCCUAUUCCGCGCUGGUGGGGGCGCGCGAGCACGCAAGUGGCUGAAGCCAAUCGCUGCUACGGUUCAGCUGCUCUCAAGCUGCUUGGGGGAUGCAGUGACACUCCCCUUCUCACCUAUGAAGGCCGUGUUUGGCGCGAUCGGCGUAGCUAUCAAGCUGUCGAUCGAGGUGACGAAGGACUACGACGCGGCAAUGGACGCCUUCGAGACCAUUGCAGACCACCUCGCGCGCAUCAAGAUUGUCGGCGCCAACGAGACCCUCCGCGAGCCGUCAGUACGGGUCCUUUCCCAGACACUCGUCGUAAUGGGAGUCAUCACGCAGCUUCAGCGAGACGGACGCUUCAAGACAUGGCUUCACAAGUUCAAGCAGUCGCAUGAGCUGACAGAGGCUCUGGCGGACCUGCAGCGUCUGGCUACAAAUCACCACGAGACACUCUCCGCAAUAACACUGCUCAGCGUUGAGAGGACGAUGGACCUUCUUGGGCAUAGCAUGACUUCCGUACAGCAAGAACAAGACAUGACUCGCACCUGCCUCACUCGAAUCGUGAAGGUCGCUCAGGAGAUGCACGAGAUGAUUAGGUCAAAUGCGCUCACGAUCGAUCAGCAAGUACACGCCAAUCGAGCAAUCCUUGAGGAUAUUCAAGGCAUUCUUCUCCUCCAUUCUGAGGCUUAUCAGCAUGAUAAAGAAGACGACGAGAUAGACCGCAUCUUUGCCUGGCUGCGCUGUCCGGACUUCUCAAUCAAGAUCAACAAUCUCUUGCAACAACGUGCGCGCUCGACUGGUUCCUGGUUCCUCGAUGGCGAGGAAUUCGCUAAGUUCAAGGUGGGGGCUGCGCGCUUCCUUUGGUUGCACGGUAAAGCGGGCUCGGGGAAGAGUACUAUAAUCGCAGCAGCCGAGCGCGACAUCAGAACCAUUUGCAAUACGCCCGGGUCCUCUUUAGCCUUGUUUCACGUCUUCGACGCGACGAACAACGCUAUCAAGAGAAAUCUAGAAGUUCUCUUGGCCUCUCUGUUGUGUCAGCUUGUUCAUCAGGAGCACCGGGCUGUCGACUUUCUCUCGCGCGCCCGCAGGGAGCAUCUGCGCGGGAUGCGACAGCCGUCUCUUGAUGAGCUGCGGUACUACAUAAAGCACCUACUCGGUGAAGGCCAACACGUAUUUCUCACGAUUGACGCUCUCGACGAAUCUGACGAUAUAGGAGAGGUCCUCAGACUGCUCGGCGAGCUACGAGAGCGGGAACAAAUCUCCAUCCUCGUCUCUAGCCGGUCCGAGCUGGCGGCCAGGGAUGAACUCGAGCGUUUGGCUGACGGUCAUGUUCUCAUGUCUACGGAGGUGGUUGCUAGAGACAUCGGCAUUAUGCUGAACCAAACGCUCUCGAGGGAUGGGCCCUUGGCAAAAAUUCAGAACCCUCGCUCGGCGUGUAGGACACUGACCUCCGGCGCCGACGGAAACUUCCGUUGGGUCGCUCUACAAGUGCAGCAACUUUCUCUCGUCGCUGCUUUCCCUCUCAAAGUGGUUGAGCGCCUCGCAUCUCUGCCUCCUGAUCUCCGCGCCCUCUACGACGAAGCGCUUUCCAAAAUCGACGAGCGUGAUCACGCCGAUGUUCGCCGACUCUUCAUGUGGCUACUAUUCAGUCACUCGUCGCUGCGGAAAGAGCAGUUCGCAGAGAUCAUGUCCUUUGACUACUCCCGGCCUGUACCUGUCUUCUCGCGACGAUUCCGUCCAUCUUCUGCGAACGAGGUCAUCGCCCUUGUUGGAUCAACAUUCUUGACAGUUGACCCUCAAAGUGGCGACGUUCGCUUCGCGCAUGCCUCCGUCCUGGAGUACCUGCGCGCGCUACCUCCAUCAUCCCCUUUCUACAACACUCAUGACGUCGCGCUGCAGCAGCUUACGGCGACUUGCGUCGGUUAUUUGAUAACAUGUGGCUACUACCAGGACGGUUGGGCUCUCGAACUCAUGUCGCGAGGAGGCAAGGUGCCUCUGUACACGCACGCGGCCGAGCAUUGGCUCAACUACGCUAGGACUGUUAACCUCUCUGCAUGUCCUGAGCUAGAGGCGACCGUCAUGUACUUGCUCAUGUCGAACGAGGUUCAAGAGAGGUGGAAAAAGCUAUGGAAAAUCAUGAAUCAGCCUGAAUCCUGCUCUCAAACGACUCAGCCCUUGUAUGCUGCGCGCGAGGCUCUGUCACCAGACCUCGUUGACCUCAUCCUCCGCUAUCUUCUUCCAGACCCCAAUCAUCGGACCCCGGAGAUGGCCGAGGAUCUGUCUUCACAGUGGCUGAGGCUGACGCCGAUCAUGUUUGCCAUUACCAGUGGUCGAGGACGCGGAGAUCGAUCUUGCAGUGCGCCUGAUCGAAGGAACUACCUUGUCGCCAAGUUAAUCCAGGCGGGCGCAGACGUCAACGCCUUUGUACGUGGACGAACACCAUUGCACUACGCUGUCGUCGAGGGCGACAUCGGCAUCGCGAAGAUGCUUAUACGAGCAGGGGCCGACGUGAACGAAGAAACAUGUGGACGACCUAGGAGGCUUCCGAAGCGCGGUUCGCCCGAAUACUACGCGAUACGCAGGACCGACUCAUGGAAACAGGAGUUGUCGUUGCCGGACGAGCGCAUUGCCUCAUCAUCGGAUUUGCUCAUGCACUUCACCCAGAUUCAGACCCAGUGGCGGCAUCUUUUCACGGAAGACCUGUGCACCCCGCUGCAGCGUGCUGUACGCCGCGGUGAUAUCAGAAUGGUCAUCCUUCUGCUGCGCGCUGGCGCACGCACGGAUAUGCCUGACGAUGCCGGCGUGACGCCGCUUCAUGAGGCCACUUCCAGAGGUCUUGACAAGAUCGUGGACCGCCUGCUAGCUGCGGGAGCUAGGUGGAAACCGGAUGUCGAGCGACAGCCUCCGUCGUUGCGCUUGGAGUAUGCGAAUCCCUCUCCACCUGGAACCAGAACUCGUGCGUGGAGCCGCGGCCGGAGUAUGUCUUUCCCGCCCUUGAAAGGGGUUCACAGCGAUACGUCCAAGAUCAAACAUGUCUAUACGCUGCGGCCAUUUGCAGCGUCAGUAUUUGGUCGCCAUCCGGCGCGCUUCAAGCACUUUGAAACUCGGCCCACGCCCGACCUGGAAAAUUGGUGGGAGACGCAGGUGGAUGCUUUCGAAGAGGAGGACAUCCCCCCCCCCCCCCCCGAAAUGACGAGCUCGUCGUGA
This is a messenger RNA of Schizophyllum commune H4-8, 3454 nucleotides long. RefSeq lists its product as uncharacterized. The transcript has 10 exons. Gene Ontology annotation, molecular function: protein binding. The record is from RefSeq and is a predicted model, not a curated record. NCBI's taxonomy places the organism in Eukaryota, Fungi, Basidiomycota, Agaricomycetes, Agaricales, Schizophyllaceae. The coding region runs from base 59 to 3454 and encodes 1131 amino acids.